CAGUCAUUAUCGAGACAAGUAGUUUACUCGCGCGUUUAAUUUCAUAUCACUAAAAAAUCUCAGUGCGCAAGGCGAUUACAAUUCGGUGUUUGACAAAAUGAUAAGCAGUGACGAUCAAAAAUGGAUCGACAAAAGCAUGUCAAAGAUCAUCGAAAAUCUGGGACCAGAUGUCGAUAAAGUUCAAUACGAAAUAUCCGUAACCCCGACGUCAGCUAUCAUGUCUAUUACGUAUUUCAUGCGUGUAAAGUUUACGAACAAAACGAACGGACGGAACGAGGAAAUUGCUAUGGUAUUGAAGAAGCCAAUGCAGACAGAGGUUGCCAGAAAAUACUUUCAAAUCGAAGAUCAGUUACACAACGAGAUUUUAUUUUAUCGCAUGUACGCCAAACCAAACGAGAAUUUUCCAAAACCUUAUUGUCUUCUCGAAAAACCGUUGGAAGAUUCGGUAAUCGCGCUGGAGAAUGUUACUGAUCGAGGAUAUUAUCCGUGUUCCUAUAAAUACGACGCACCUCUGGAAUAUACGUUUGCAGCGGUGCGCGAGAUGGCUCGAUUUCAUGGUAAAGGAUAUGUCAUGAAAGAAAUGGAGCGAGAUAAGUUUUUUGACAUAGUUAAGAAUUUGCAAGAAUCAAGAUAUAAGAAUGAAAACACUCAUUCGAAAAUCAUGAUUAAUACAAAUGCGACGCGAUCGGUGGAGUAUCUUCGCCGUCACGGCUAUGAUACGGUCUUUUGUGACAAAAUGGAAGUCUUGCUCUCAAACGCGUAUGACGAAAUAUUGAUGAAGAUAGUAAAACCGGUGGAAUCUUUGUCCACGAUAUGUCACGGCGACUUUACAAUGACCAACGCUCUCUUUAAGACCGAAGCUAACGGACAAUAUCGAGCGAUGUUGAUCGACUUCGCGCUUAUGAGAUACGGAACGCCCGCCAUUGAUCUUUCCACGUAUUUUUGUAUCUGUUGCCCGAAACAAACGAGAAAGGAUGUGUUUUUGAACAUCAUGCGAGUUUAUCACGAAACACUGAAGGAAUAUCUACUAGAAAAUAACAUAAAAGAUAUAGAGAAAUAUUCCUACGAUGCUUUGUUAAACGAUUACAAGAGAAACGGUCUUCUUGGAUUUUGUAUCGCAUCCUUCUUUUUACCGGUACUAUUUGGUUAUGUUGAGAUAGAAGCAAUUUCAGAACUUGAAACAAAGGGGUCAGAAUAUUUUUCAAAACUAAUGAAAAAGGCCGGCGAAGACACAAUGUCCAAAGUACUUGCUGAUAUGUUGUUACAUCUGGUGAAUAUUGGUUGUGUAGAACACCUUUUAUAACAGUGUGAUUUCAUUCGGGAAGACUGGCAACAAUUUUGAUCGGAACUCGGUAUCAAAGCUAGUGUUCUCUGUGUCUACAUGUAGGAUCAUGUUUUGUGGACAGAAUCUGCUGAGACAAAAUCUUGAUAGCAGACUGAUCGCUAUAGAUUAACAAGCAAGAUGUGCACAGCGCAAAAUGGAAGAAGAUUGCGACAGAGUCUGUCGUUUUUAUAUUUCUGCUGGCAAUCUGUUGAAAGUUUGAGGAAAUAUGUUAUAAAGCAAUGCAAAAGUUAAAUUUUACUUUACUUGUAUUCUAAUAAAAGUUUUUAAUUAUACUAAUUUUUGGUGAGUAAAAAUAUUAUUUUCUAUAAACCUAAAAUUAAUAAUAAAAUAUUUAGUUCACAGACAACUAAUGUAAACCUGAUGAUUCACUGAUGGUAUUAUAUAACUGAGUGUUAUAUGUUACUUUAUUUUAUAUAAUAUAUUAUGUGUACACACUUGUAUUAUUCUUGACAAUAUACCGAAAAUUAAUCAAUAAAACACGCAGCUAACACGAG
Pseudomyrmex gracilis is the source of this 1839-nucleotide messenger RNA. RefSeq lists its product as uncharacterized. The coding region runs from base 98 to 1303 and encodes 401 amino acids. The record is from RefSeq and is a predicted model, not a curated record. The transcript is spliced from 2 exons. NCBI's taxonomy places the organism in Eukaryota, Metazoa, Arthropoda, Insecta, Hymenoptera, Formicidae.